GAAGAACUGACACGUUUGGCAGCGGAGGAGAAAGAACGAGCAGCUGCACGUGAACGUGAGAUAGAAAUUGAGCGAAAAAGGCUAGCUGAGGAAAUGGAGAGGGCGAAAAAGGAGGAAAGGGAAGAACAACGCCAAAAAGCUGAAUCGGAGAGGCGCAUGAAGGAGGCCAAUGAGCUGAAAAGACGCCAAGAGGAAGCGGAAGAAUCGGCUCGAAAAGCUGCAUUUGAGCAGGAACGCCUACGGCAACAAGCAGUAGCAGCAGCUGCUGCACGUGAGAAAGAAGAAUGUUUCAAAAGAAUUUGUCAUUACGGAGCAAUAUCCUCCCGCGCUGAGGCAGAAAUCAGUGCAAGAUCCAUCCGUAAAUCGGCCGUUUUCCUGGCAGGCAACAUAUCGAAGUGGCGAAGAAAAAUUCAUAUCACCGAAGGGGAUCAAACUGAUGUAGCCCGGGCUGGAGUUUGGGGCGCCGCUUCCCAGAAGCUUACUUGGCGACAGAAUUCUCAGCCUGAAUCAGUAAUAAUGCCGUCACGACAAAUGGCCUGGGGUGGUGCUGGCGCUGUGAGCGACACGAUUGCAGCCUCAAAUGAUGGAUCCUCAUCGGAGAACGGCAGUAAAGCGCGAUCAAAAAGAGGUGCACAUGGUGCCAGCAAAUCUGAGCGUAGCGUCAAAUCGAACAGUGCAAAUGCGGAGCAUGAGGUAUGUUGCCAGUUACGUGAAAUUCGGCUUUUUUUUUUUUUGCUUAAAAUAGCUUAA
This is a messenger RNA of Gongylonema pulchrum, 750 nucleotides long. The record is from the annotation of a GenBank genome assembly. NCBI's taxonomy places the organism in Eukaryota, Metazoa, Nematoda, Chromadorea, Rhabditida, Gongylonematidae.